Messenger RNA from Sitodiplosis mosellana (orange wheat blossom midge), 4105 nucleotides. RefSeq names its product lysophospholipid acyltransferase 6 (gene oys). Gene Ontology annotation, cellular component: membrane. NCBI's taxonomy places the organism in Eukaryota, Metazoa, Arthropoda, Insecta, Diptera, Cecidomyiidae. The coding region runs from base 1013 to 3106 and encodes 697 amino acids. The record is from RefSeq and is a predicted model, not a curated record. The transcript is spliced from 9 exons. Gene Ontology annotation, biological process: lipid modification. Gene Ontology annotation, molecular function: acyltransferase activity.
AAACGAAAACAAGUUGUUUCCAAGUAGAAAGUAAACGAUUUGAAUAAGUUAUGGACAGCCCUAUAUCGAUGUGAUACGAUAUAUUUCGGAUAACAAUCGAAAUACAAAUGGUAGAGAAAAACUUCAAAAGAGAAUCCACUGGCUGUUUUUUUGUGCAAUUUGUUGCUUUUGCUCAAAUACAAAACCGACGAUCGAGUGACAAAGAAAACCCAGUACCGAUUCAGAAGCAUGCGGUGUGCAUGUGAAACAGAACGAACCGAAUGGAAAAGAACUAAAAGCAUCGAACGACAUUGUGCGGAUGUGAUGCUCAUUCUAUAGGCAAUCGACACGAAAGAGACGAAUCUACAUUCACAUCCACAUUCAUUCCGACAUACAUACACGCCCUACCGUCAUCAUUGUCGUCGUUGACUACAUCACACGGAUUACGUGUGCUAUUCGUCUCUUUGUGUGCACAUAGAAUGCGAAUCGCCUGAUAUUGUCGAGAGUAUGCCUAUCCCGCUCACCCAUACACGCCGCGUUGUGUAUAUAUAUUUAUUAUUGUUAUUUCUGUAGUCAUUAGUAAUAUAUGAAGCCAGUGCAUGAGUAAUAUGGAGCGCCCGCAUCGAUAUACCAUUUAGUUUACAACGAAAAGUCAUGGGAGCUGUUUGUCAAAAACGGGUAAAUUAGACAUGGGCUCAAGUGAUUGAAAACCCGCUUCGAUUCUGUUUUAAUUUGUUUGAUCGCAUACGGUUUCUCCGUCGAGACAUAAAUUGAGGUGAAGUGAGAUUAAAAAAAAAGAGAGAGAGAAAAGAAAACGAAUAGCAAAAGAGACAAGUAACACAAAUGACAAAUUAAAAUCGAAUCAAAUUUUUGACAUUUAUCUUCGAAAGGAACUGUUGUCAAUUUUUUUUGUUUGUUUGUGUGUGAACGGAAGAAAGAGUGUAUUUGUGCCGAAGCCGACGACGAAAAAUUAAACAACAUUGUUGGAAAAUUAAAAGGCACGUGCAUUGGGAACAAUCUCAAUUCAUCGACAAUGUUCGCAAUACCAAAACUGGGCGAUGAGGACAACCAGUACGAUGGAAGCCGAAUUUUCACUUGGCUCGCUGAUAUAUGUGGCCUGUCAGUUGACCUUAUAAACUUCCUCGUAUGUCAAAUUCUGGCCCUGUUCUUUGCGUCAUUCUUCCGCUCAUAUUUGCAUACAUCGAAAGUAACGACCAAUAUUCGUCAUGCAUUUGGACUCACAUUGGGCUUGUAUUUCGGUUAUUUUUGUUUUGGACAACAAGCAAUUCAUAUUGCCGGUCUUCCAGCCGUUUGCUAUAUCAUAAUUCGCACACAAAAUCCACAAAUUAUGCAACGCUUGGUAAUGGUGGUGUCACUGAUCUAUUUGUCAUUGGUGCAUUUGCAUCGCAUUUACUUUGACUAUGGAUCGUAUACGCUCGACAUAACCGGCCCAUUAAUGGUGAUCACUCAAAAAGUGACACUGUUGACAUUUAGCAUUCAUGAUGGAAUUGCACGCAACGAAAAUGAAUUGACCAAAUCGCAAAAGAUGCAUGCGAUUCGUACACUACCAACGGCACUGGAAUUCUUCUCCUACUCGCUACAUUUCCAAGGUUUGAUGGCUGGACCAUUGGUAUUCUAUAAAGAUUACAUUGAUUUCAUCGAAGGCACCAGCUUCUUGAAGCACACCAAUGGCAAUGUCGACAAAAGCGGCAAUAAAAUCGUUGUCGAACCAUCACCAACGAAGGCGGUCGUGAAAAAGGUCAUCGGCAGUGUUGUUUGCGCAUAUAUAUUCAUGAGCUGGAUUACCGUCUAUCCGAUAAAGCGACUCAGCGAGGAUGACUUCAUAGAAAACACACCGUUCUUCUACAAAAUGUGGUAUAUCAUGAUGGCCACAACAACCAUUCGCUUUAAAUAUUAUCACGCUUGGCUUUUGGCUGAUGCAAUUUGCAAUAAUUCUGGUCUUGGCUUUAAUGGAUACGAAAAGGAUGGAAAUCCAAAAUGGGAUCUCAUCUCAAAUAUUAAUGUGAUUUCGUUUGAAUUGGCCACAAAUAUGCGUGAUGCAAUCAACAAUUGGAAUUUGGGCACAAAUCAAUGGUUGCGCAUAGUCGUUUACGAACGAGUUCCCAAAAAAUAUGGAACGUUCCUAACGUUCGGUUUAAGCUCGCUCUGGCACGGUUUCUAUGCAGGCUACUAUCUCACCUUUGCAUCGGCUGCACUCAUUGUAGAAUCAGCUAGAACGGCUCGAAAAUUAUUCCGCCACCGAUUCCAGCAAAGCGAAUCAUCGCGCAUUUUCUAUGAUAUUUUGACUGUUUUGACAACACGUGUUUUCAUGGGCUAUCUUACAUUCCCAUUCAUUUUACUUGAGUUUAAGACCAGUCUUAGUUUGUACCUGAAUCUAUUUAUGUGCCUUCAUAUAGUUGGCUUAAUAAUGAUCUACGUAUUGCCGCAUUUCAUUCGCGGUGAACGGUCACAAAAGUCGAAUGCAGUAACAGCACCGACAUUAAACGGAUUUCACAAUGCUUCAUCGCCGACAUCGGGAACUAACUCGAACGGUGUUGUUCAGUUGAACGGUGUUCAGUCAAACGGUGUGAAUAGCCAUCAAUCCAAAACCAAAAUCGUACAAUCCAACAAUGCGCACAACAAUGAGCAAUUCGUUGAUUAUCUACCCAAUAAUAGUAACCAAUGUGAUAUUAAUGUUAAUACUGAAAAUAAAUUAGAUGAUGACACAACCAACGGGGAUAAUGGUGCAAACGGUUCAACUACUGAUAGUGCGUCAACGGCAACAGAUUGUAAUAAUAGUUUAAGUAAUAAUGAUACACAAGAUUAUCGGCAACCGACUUCAACCGAUCAGCAUCUGUCGAAGAAAAUUCGAGAGCGUAUCGAUAGUGAAACAAGGUAUAUUGAGGAGUUUAUUGAUAAAACGGUAACGGGUAUAGUUGAGCUUAAAGAAGAUUUGAUGCGGGUAAACCAGGACGAUAUUUAUGCCAGUGGGACCAGUGAUGAUGGCCUUCGCAAACGCAACCUGUCCGACAUGACCAAUGGCAAAGAGAUUGAAACAUUUUUACGGAAAGAAAUCAAUAAUGCCAACGUUUUGCCAGCCGUUCUAAGCAACGGACACGCUGACUGAGGCAUUGUACAUUGAGCAACAACAACACAUACAAACAUAUGAGCUAAAUCAGGAGAGAAACAGUCGCCAGACCGCCUUCCAUACCGAUGAUAUUUAUCUAAAUAGUGUUUAAUAUUAAGCUCGAUUAUUAAAUUUGAAAAUACUUACGAAGAGAAGACGAAUAAUGUGAUCAAAUCUAUCAAGAACCAACAACUCUUCGAAAUGAUCCCAAUCGUAAACCAUAGCGCAAAAGCAGACAACAACACACACAAAAAUGCAACACAUAAUUUUUGUAAAAUGUUUUCCAAUCAAAUUGUUUUUAUACAUAAUGCAGUUAGUUUUAUUUUGUUCUUAAUGGUUCCUUCAAAGCUAGUUAAAUUUAGUAGGAGCAAAGUGACUUCAAACUCUUAAUCAAAAAUGUAUUUUUCUUCCUCCUUUCUUUUGCUAAAGAAAUUUUAGCUUCCCACAGCUAAUGAUACAUUUUAAAUAUUUUUACGAUUUGAAAUUUUGUAAAUUUUUUGUUUGAUUUUUUUUCAUUGCAAAAAAAAAACUCGAAUAUUGGCAGAUGGGUCAAAAUGACCAAAGAUUCUAUAUGAAUUGUUAAAAAAAAACCACCUCGGUUCAUCCGCCAAGAUUCAAAUAAUUAUUUAAAAACUUAGUUAAGCUUUCUAAAAGAGACUAAAAUUCCACGUUGAAUAAAUUGAAAUGUAUCUUAUAGUACGUUUUUGCCUGAAUUUAAAUUCAAAAAAAUACGGCUUAAAUUUCUUAAUGUUGCAAACAAAAUAUAUUUAUAUAUACAUAUAUACAAAAAUAUUGAGAGUAUGAAUAUAGAAAAAAAAAUCGAUGUUUUCCGUUGAUUCAUUUGUCUCGUUUUUGCCUUCCGCUUUAUGUGUAGUGGCUUAAUCAAAUUAUUACAUACAAUGCACCAAACUGAGUUUUUCUUUUAAAUAAAUUCAAAUGUUCUUUACUACUUAAUUCGGUGAAUAAAAAUAUGGCAGUUGAACUAAAUUCAAAUUGAAA